This is a messenger RNA of Hyla sarda, 3663 nucleotides long. RefSeq names its product trafficking kinesin protein 1 (gene TRAK1). NCBI's taxonomy places the organism in Eukaryota, Metazoa, Chordata, Amphibia, Anura, Hylidae. The transcript is spliced from 16 exons. Gene Ontology annotation, biological process: neurogenesis; endosome to lysosome transport; anterograde axonal transport of mitochondrion. Gene Ontology annotation, cellular component: dendrite. The record is from RefSeq and is a predicted model, not a curated record. The coding region runs from base 489 to 3149 and encodes 886 amino acids. Gene Ontology annotation, molecular function: GABA receptor binding.
CUGUAAAAGCUUAUGGACUACUAGACCACGGCCCCAACUCUGCUUCAACCGAUGGCAGUUUGCACAUUCCCGUGAAACCUGCCAAGCUGGACCCCACAGCUGUGCAACAACACUCCUCGGCCGUCAUUGUGCCCAUUCCACCAGAAAGCGACCAUGCAAUCCUAGCCUGUGCCACAGGCAUUCAUGAAGAGCACUAUGUAAGCGACGCUGCGGGACCUGAAGAUGUGCUGGGUCAGAGAGAAUACAGAGAUGCCGGCACCAUUACAGAUGUGUGCAAUAGUACUGACCUUCCGGAAGUCGAAAUCAUCAGUCUGCUGGAAGAGCAGCUGCCUCAUUAUAAGUUAAGAGCCGACACCAUCUAUGGGUAUGAUCACGACGACUGGCUGCAAACACCGCUCAUCUCUCCUGAUGCCAACAUUGACCUGACUACCGAACAGAUUGAAGAGACCUUGAAAUACUUCCUUUUAUGUGCUGAACGAGUGGGCCAGAUGACUAAAACAUACAAUGAUAUAGAUGCUGUUACACGUCUUCUAGAAGAGAAAGAACGCGAUCUGGAAUUAGCUGCACGUAUUGGCCAGUCAUUGUUAAAGAAGAAUAAAACACUUACAGAAAGGAAUGAGUACUUAGAAGAGCAAGUAGAGCACAUCCGAGAAGAGGUAUCACAGUUGCGCCAUGAAUUGUCCAUGAAAGAUGAGUUGCUUCAGUUUUACACCAAUGCGGCUGAAGAAAGCGAGCCCGAAUCCAUCUGCUCCACACCCCUAAAAAGGAAUGAAUCGUCAUCAUCCGUCCAAAACUAUUUCCACUUUGACUCGCUACAUAAGAAACUGAAAGACCUUGAGGAUGAAAACACUGUUUUGCGGUCUGAGGCAUGUCACUUGCAAACUGAAACCAUCACGUAUGAGGAGAAGGAACAGCAGCUAGUCAAUGAUUGUGUGAAAGAGCUAAGGGAUGCUAGCAUUCAGAUUGCUAGCAUAUCGGAAGAAUUGGCAAAGAAAACCGAAGAUGCAGCGCGGCAGCAAGAAGAGAUCACUCACCUGCUAUCUCAGAUUGUUGAUAUUCAGAAGAAGACUAAAGCAUAUGCAGUAGAAAAUGAGGAACUUGUGCAACAUCUGGGAGCUGCAAAAGAUGCCCAGCGUCAACUUACAGCAGAGUUGCGGGAGCUGGAGGACAAGUAUGCAGAGUGCAUGGAAAUGCUUCAUGAGGCGCAAGAAGAGCUAAAAAACCUUAGAAAUAAAACAAUGCCAAAUGUUAUUUCCAGACGUUACAACACUCUGGGUGUUUUCCCCAUGGACUCCUUAGCUGCCGAGAUAGAAGGAUCUAUGAGGAAAGAGCUACAAAUUGAUGAACCAGACUCCCCUGAGAUGAAUGGCAAUCACCAAAAACGUGUGUUUGAAACUGUGCGGAAUGUAAACCAAGUAGUGAAGCAAAGGUCAUUGGCACCUUCUCCAAUGAACAUCCCAGGUUCUAACCAGUCCUCGGCAAUGAACUCUUUAAUGUCUAGCUGUGUCAGUACGCCACGCUCCAGUCUUUAUGGAGGAGAUAUUUCUAAUAUUGUCAUUGAUAAUAAAACCAAUAGCAUUAUACUGGAAACCGAGGUACCUGAUAACAGUGAUGCAGAUAAGAACAAGAAGCCUGGCACACCAGGAACACCAGGUUCUAAUGACCUUGAGACAGCCCUACGACGGUUAUCCCUUCGGCGUGAGAACUACCUCCUGGAGCGCAAGUUCUUUGAAGAUGACCAGGAAAGAAAGUUGCGCAGUCUAGCGGAGAAGGGAGAACUUCACAGUGGAUCUUUAACACCAACAGAAAGCAUAAUGUCCUUGGGUACUCACUCCUCCAGGCUCUCAGAAUUCACCGGCAUCUCAGGAAUGUCCUUCAGCAGCCGAUCUUACCUGCCUGAGAAACUUCAGAUCGUGAAGCCCCUAGAAGGUUCAGCAACUUUACAUCAUUGGCAGCAGUUGGCACAACCUCACCUAGGAGGAAUCCUGGACCCUAGGCCUGGAGUAGUUACCAAGGGCUUCCGCACCUUAGAUCUUGACCAGGAGGACGUGUACUGCUUCACAGACUUUGAAGAAGACGAGACAGGUGACAUUCCUUUCAAGAGCUUAACUACCUCGAGUCCCGUCCAUCAUUCAGAGACCUCAGGUGAGAGGUCUCAAGCACAAGUGACUGUGUCUGACAGCAAGAAUUGUCCAAGCCAUUCUCAGGCUGCCCCAGAGGACUUGCAAGAGCCCGCGACAGACGAUGAUGAGGGGUCUGUGCACCACCCUGGAAAAUGUUUGUCUCAGACCAAUUCCACCUUCACUUUCACCACUUGUCGGAUUUUGCACCCGUCUGAUGAACUCACGCGAGUCACUCCGAGCCUUAACUCAGCACCCACUCCAGCUUCUGGUAUCUUCAGCAAUCUAAAAUCAACGCCAGCAAGCACACCAUGCACACCUAGGCGUCUCAGCUUGGCAGAGUCUUUUACUAAUCUGAGAGAAUCCACUACUACUAUGAGCACAUCUCUUGGAUUGGUAAGGCUUCUGAAGGAACAGGGUAUUUCAGCAGCUAUGUACAACCCACAGAGUUGGGACAGGGCUCAAACGACUUCCAUCAUGAAUCAGUCUCUUCCAAAAAUGACUAUCAUACCUUCCACUCCUCCAAAUUCGCCUAUGCAGACACCAAGCUCCUCUCCUCCUUCUAUAGACUUUAAAUGCACCAGCCCACCGUAUGACAACUUUCUGGCUUCGAAACCUGCCAGCUCCAUUCUGAAGGAGGUGAGAGAAAAGAAGAACAUACGAAGCAGUGAAAGCCAAACUGAUGUUUCUGUCUCCAACCUAAAUUUAGUGGACAAGGUGAAGAAACUUGGAAUUGCCAAAGUCUCAGGACCAUCACAGGCUUCUUCUGCAUGUGACAGUCCUAUAAUGUGUGGUGCCCAGGGACCAGUACGGGGAUUUGUUCCUGGAGGUCUUAUACAGGAAGGUCGGCCUUUAAGUUACCCUGCGGUAACAAGUGCUAUAGGCGGAAUUCAGCUAAAUGCAGGAAUUAGACGGAAUCGUAGCUUUCCAGCUAUGGUGGGAUCUAGCAUGCAGAUGAAGGCACCAUCAACAUUGACACCAGGUAUACUGAUGGGCACUAAAUUACCCAAACAGACUAGCUUACGGUGAAGAAUAUCCAGCUACCAUUGACUAUUUCAUCAUGUCAGAGGCUGUUUGCAUUAGCCCUGCAUAAGAUCUACCGGACCUUCUGCACCUAGUGCUUAUUACAAAGCCAAGAUCAUUUUCCUCCUCUCCCAUCCUUCUUAUAUCUUGUACUGAUAAAUCAACAUUGUGCCUAGAUAAGAUAAGAAGUGGAGAGUGUACUUUCUAUAAAUAUGUAGAUAAAUAUCUUACUGUAACUAAAAUAAUUUUACCGGUUGGAAACGGUGACUUAAUGAGUUUGCUGUAAUAUUGUUAAUAAUGAGAAUAAUGUACAUUAAAUUAAUGGGGAAGGUGGGAUAUCGUAUGCACUGAACUUUAAGGACUGUUGGAACGGUAGAAUUCAAAUAGGUUUAGUACUGAAAUUACAGACAAAGUUUUUAUUUUAUUUGAAAAGAAGUUCUAGCCUAGGCAAGUAUGCCAUAUCCUUAAAGGAGUACUCCACUGGGAAAAAAAAUUUUAAAUCAACUGGUGCCAGAGAAUU